Messenger RNA from Plasmodium vinckei vinckei, 1593 nucleotides. RefSeq names its product ribose-phosphate pyrophosphokinase, putative. Gene Ontology annotation, biological process: 5-phosphoribose 1-diphosphate biosynthetic process; purine nucleotide biosynthetic process. The record is from RefSeq and is a predicted model, not a curated record. Bases 1 to 1593 code for a protein of 530 amino acids. Gene Ontology annotation, cellular component: cytoplasm; ribose phosphate diphosphokinase complex. Lineage: Eukaryota; Apicomplexa; Aconoidasida; Haemosporida; Plasmodiidae. The transcript has a single exon. Gene Ontology annotation, molecular function: magnesium ion binding; ribose phosphate diphosphokinase activity.
AUGGUUUAUAAUUUUUACACCGGUUUCUCCAGGAAAUUCUAUGAGCACACAGAUAAAUUUAUAAAACAUUUUAUUAUAAAAAAUGAAUUUUUAAAUACCCGUCAAAUUGUAUUCCAGAAAAGAUUAUAUCAUGCCCAUGAAAAUGUAAAUUACAAUGGUUUUAAUGGACAUCACCCUAUUAUUUUAAUUCAACAAAACAAAAAUGACAAUGAGAGAAAAAAAUAUAAUAAAAUAAAAACUAUUGCAUUCGCUAACAUAUUUGGGGCAUCUGUUGUGUCACAAAGAGAUGAAAAUUUAGAAAAUGAAGAUAUAAAAAUAAAAAUUAAUGAAUUUAGUUUCAUAAAUAAGCCAAAAAAUACAAAUUCAAAAGAUGCUAAUAAUUUAGAUAAAUCGAGUGCCGUUAUGCCUGGAAAUGAUAAAAAUAAAUCAAAAGAUGAUAAAUAUGAAUAUUAUCAAGAAUUAAGUGAAUACAGUAACAUGCAAAUAUUUUCUAGUAAUAGUCAUCAUGAAUUAGCAAAUGAAAUAUGUUCCAAUUUAGGAAUAAGUUUAGGUAGGGCUUAUAUUGGAAAAUAUAGUGAUGGAGAAAUUACUCUUCAAAUAAUGGAUGAAGUAAGAGGGAGAGAUGUAUAUAUAAUACAUUCAACCCCUGCAGGUGGUAAGGAUGUCCACUCACGCUUAAUGGAAUUGUUUUUAUUUGUAUCGACAUUAAGAAGAUCAUCUGCAAAAAAGGUUAUCGUUGUUUUACCAUAUUUAAACUAUUCCAGACAACAUAAACAAACAGGGUAUUUUAAUAAUAUGCAUUCACUAGGAGCUCCAGAAAUAGCUAUAUUAUUACAAACAUGUGGUGCUGAUUCAAUUAUCGCUGUCGAUUUGAACAAUCCAAGAAUUGAAGGAUUUUCUACUGAUCAAAAAUUUUUCCAGCCACCGCUUAUGAAUAUUAAUCCACAAUCUUUAGCUGUAGAAUAUUUUAAAAAAAAAAAACUCCAUAACCCCGUUAUCGUUCCAAUUGAUAUUGAUGGUGCAGAAAAAGCAAAGGAAUUUUGGGUUAGAAUGAAAAAGCAUUCAAAUGAUCUAGGAUUUACUACUUUGGUUUCUAGCACAUGUAAUGAAAUGAAUACCAGAGGAGAAGCUCCAAGUAAUGAAUCAAAGGAUUCCAAUAAAAUGUUAGACAAUAAACAAAAGAAUGUGUCUUCUCAAGAUAAAAAUAAUAUAAAUUUACUUGAAAAUGAAAAAAUAACUAUAGUUGGUGACAUUAAAAAUUGUGAUUGUAUAAUAGUAAAUGAUAUCCUUGAUACUGGAAAAACAUCUAAAAAGAUGGCUGCUCUUCUAAAAAAUGCGGGAGCUCGAAAAAUAUAUCUUUAUGCAACUCAUGCUAUACUAUCUGAUGGAUGUAUCUCACAAAUUAACGAUUCGUGCAUUGACGAAGUUGUAACAACAAAUACAAUACACAUUCCAAGAGAUAUAUGUUGUGAAAAAAUGCAUAUUUUAUCAGUUGCCAAAUUAGUAGCCGAAGGAAUCAAAAGAUUUAAUAAUGAGCAAUCACAAAAUGCGCGAGAAGAUUUUUCAGAUGGGCAAGUGGAGUUAAAUGUAUAA